Messenger RNA from Nycticebus coucang (slow loris), 11514 nucleotides. RefSeq names its product zinc finger protein 208-like. NCBI's taxonomy places the organism in Eukaryota, Metazoa, Chordata, Mammalia, Primates, Lorisidae. Gene Ontology annotation, molecular function: DNA-binding transcription repressor activity, RNA polymerase II-specific. Gene Ontology annotation, biological process: negative regulation of transcription by RNA polymerase II. The coding region runs from base 7259 to 11380 and encodes 1373 amino acids. The record is from RefSeq and is a predicted model, not a curated record. The transcript has 4 exons.
GUUGGGAGCUUAAAUACUACCUCCUGCAAUGCCAACCCCCUAGCUGGAGACUAGAGGUAAUUUCACUCUUCUCUGAACUGUCAUAGCCUUUGCUUGUAACUCUCAAUGUUGUUCAUCUGUCAAGUUACUCAGUUAUUUAUGUGCAUGUUUUUGUGUGGAGACACAGUCUCACUUGGUCACCCUUGGUACCAUGGCAUCUUAGUUCACAGCAACCUCAAACUCUUGGGUUCAAUAAUCCUCUUGCCUCAGCCUUUCAAGUAGUUGGGAAUACAGGCACUUGCCACAACGCCGGCUACUUUUUAGAGAGGGGUGGGGGUUCUCUCUGGCUCAGCCUGGUCUCAAACCUGUAAAUUCAGGCAAUCUGGGCCUCUCUAAGUGCCUGGCCACUGUGCCCAGCUAUGUUUUUACUUAGACAUCAUGACGUAUGUUGAAAACGCCUUCAGGCUCUGCACCUGUAGCUCAGCGGCUAGGGCACCAGCCACAUAUACUGGGGCUGGCGGGGUGGAAUCCAGCCUGGGCCUGCCAAACAACAGUGACAACCACAACCAAAAAAUGGCCAGGAGUUGUGGCAGGCGCCAGUAGUCCCAACUACUUGGGAGGCUGAAGCAAGAGAAUCGCUUAAGCCCAAGAGUUAGAGGUUGCUGUGAACUGUUACGCCACGGCACUCUACCCAGGGCGAUAUAGUGAGACUGUCUCAAAAAAAAAAAAAAAAAAAAAGUUUCGGCACCUGUGGCUCAAGCGGCUAAGGCGCCAGCCACAUACACCUGAGCUGCAGGGUUCGAAUCCAGCCUGGGCCCGCCAAACAAUGACGGCUGCAACCAAAAAAAUAAAAGUAGCCGGGCAUAGUGGCAGGCGCUUGUAGUCCCAGCUACUUGGGAGGCGGAGGGAGAAUUGCUUGAGCCCAGGAGUUGGAGCUUCCUGUAAGCUGUGAUGCCACACACUCUACUCAGGGUGACCAGCUUGAGGCUCUGUCUCAAAAAAAAAAAAAAAAUGCGGCUCCUGUGGCUCAAAGGAGUAGGGUGCCAGCCCCAUAUACCAAAGGUGGUGUGUUCAAACCCAGUCCUGGCCAAAAACUGAAAAAUAAUAAUAAUAAUAAUAAAAAAGAAAGAAAGAAAAUGCCUUCAAAGCAGAGUCUAACUCCUAUUUAAAUAAUAGGUUCCCAAGUGCAGCACAGAAUAAACACUCAGUAAACAGAUUUUCAUUCUUUUAGUUGAAAUUUGUUAAACACCUACUCUAUGGCGAGCACAGUGGCCCUGGAACAUAGAGGUGAAUAAAGUCAUGGUCCUGACACCAAAUUUCGCUCUUCAUUAGGUUCUUGGUCUUGGUGAUUGGAAGAACAGAUCAGUGGUAAGACAGGAUUUAUUUGCAGAAAAGAAUACAGAAGCGCCAGAGCUCCUGGCAGAGAGAGAAAACCCAAGUCGGGAGAGAAAAGCUCUCUGUCUGUCUGUCUCUGGGCUUUUUGUCUAGGGGCACAUAUAGCAGUAUGGGGCCCUCUGUAGUUACAUUUAGCAUGUCUGGGACAAUGUGUCUGGGUCUUAAAUGAAUGGCUACAAUCCUUUUCUUUCCCAGGCCUGGGAAAUGGGCCCCCCUGCCCACUUUCCAGCCCGCUGGUUCUGCUGCUUGCUGCCACAGCACCAACAUCGCCAAGGCGGAGGUAGCAGGUCCGCACCCCCCAGCUCCAGGAGCUGGCUGGGAUGCCACUUAUCGUGUAGCAGUCCCUGCUGUUAAUAUAAAAAAAAAAAGUGUUGUGGUCUUGUCCCAGAGCAUUCCUGUCACUCAAGGUCAGAGAGGUGGGGCUUGAGGCUAUCCAGUCCGGGAUGCUCCAAAGUGAACUGACCAAUGAGACGCACAGCCAGAAAGAAGGAGGCGGGUCCAGCGAUCGGAGCAGAUUUUGUCUCUUCUGCUGGGCCCUGAGCUGGUGUCCGCUUUUCAGCUGUUGCUACUCCGGGAGUAUCUAGGUGUCUCUGCAGCAGCUCUGUCAGCCUGUGACCUGCAGGUACUGGAAGAUCUGUAGGGAGGACGCCGGGACAUCCGGAAGCUGGGAAAUGGAAGCAUUGCUUGGGGAAAAGCACCAAGUACAAUUGUAAGUAUUUUACAAUUUCCUACUAUUAUAUAAGCCUCAACACUGAGUUUGCAGAAUUUUGCUGGAUUUCUCAAACACUUGCUGUUCUCUUUGAGUCAAGUGACUAAGACAAGAUCAACCUUGGUGCUCCAAAAGAUGGUCAUCGAGGGCCCAGGAUCCAUCUCUACAGGUUUUCAGCCUGUUCAUACCAGCUAUGGGAAGAACCCUUUAUAUGGACAAAGGCGCAGAGCUCUGGAAAGCUGGGGACUCACAGGCAGAUGUGGUUGAUGGAAGUGGAAGGUGAUGAGAUGCCCUUCCUGAGGUGUAAUGGGUCUUGUUCUGGGGCUGUUUCUAGACAUUGUCCAACAGAAUAAAUUUUAAAUUCCAUCUUAUUGUCCAAUAAAAUGAAUUCUUCAUUACUGAAGGAAGUAUUGCUUGGGGAAAGCAUGAAGUAUAAAAUCUGCAAGCAUCACACACAAGGGCUUUCUUUCAUAAAGAGGCGUAAACGUGUAGAAACAAGGUGGGAGAUGGGGGCAGAAUGGAGGGUGGAGAAAUAAUCUGCCAGGUCAGGACAUGUUUCAUCCUGCAGUCAGACAGUUCUUAGGAGGGGCAUAAAGAGGGGCUAGAUGUUAAUUCUAAGUCAGACGUAGAAUUGGCCAAAGGUCAGGGGCUGGGGGGAAAAGAGUAACUUCAGCAAAAUUUGAUGAAGAAAUAUUUUGUGUUGACUGCUGAAGAAACAACUGUUCAGCUAAUUGUUUAUGAGCAAUGAAUGGGAAUUUGCAGAGCCUGUGCCUUGCCUCAUCAUAGGUAAAAUAGGUAAUAUCACCUAAGUCAUCAUGGGAAGAGUUGUUUUUUGCAGUGAGCUUCUCUUGAGAACACAGAGCAUGAGGAAUUUUUUUAAUCAGAGCUACUUCCCAGGAUGAGCUAUGCUCCCCAACAUCUCCCACCACUAUCCUUUGUCCUAUACAUGUCUUCUUUCUGCCUUUUUCUUUGAUUAUAAUUUUUUUUUCUUUUUCUUGCAGUUUUUGGCCAGGGCUGGGCUUGAACCCACCACCUGCAGCAUAUAGGACUGGCACCCUACUCCUUUGAGCCACAAGUGCCACCUAUUUAUUUUUUUCUUUUUAAGACAGAGUCUCACCCUGGUUUUUACUAUUUUAAGUUGCACACAAACUUUAUGGACACCCUGUAUAACCAAUGGUGCUGUCAGGGUUUGUUUUUUUUUUGCAGUUUUGGCCAGGGCUGGGUUUGAACCCACCAACUCCAGCAUAUGGGACCAGCGCCCUACUCCUUUGAGCCACAGGCACCGCCCAAGCAGAGUCAGCUGUCAUGUCUUCUUCUUGAGGGCUAAUUACAGUGACUUAAUUCAUCUUUGCAAUCUCUUAAAUUGUCUGAGAUGCACAUCACAUUCUGGUUUAAUUGUAUAAUAUGACAGUUCUUUCUCUGUCUACCAUUGUGAUGGGUUAUUCUGGAGUUGGAAAUGACUCUGUUUUUAAUUAUAAAUUAUUUUUACACACCAUCCAGAAUUACCAGAUAUGACAUGAACAUAGAUGAUGCCCACUGAGUGUAACUCCAGAGGGAGCUUUGCAUCUCAACCUUCCAGUCACAACACAUAAUUGUACAGCAAAGUGCAUGUUGUCCCAAAUGAUGAAGUUACAAUGUAGCUUCUUGAGCAGUUAUAGUACACGGUGUCACAAAAGUUGCUCCUACAGUCACCAUACAGAGAAAAAAAUGGAAAUUGUAGCACUAUGUACUUUUAUUUACAGCAAAAUUUUAUAAUACAUUUACAAACUAUUUUCUAUGUUUGCCACCUCUUUACAAAAUUUGGUAAUGAGUAUUUUGUAAAGGUAUAGCUAGCUAUGAUUUUCAGUUUUUCCUAUGUAUGGUGACUUUGGAGACAACCUGUAGAUUUUUACAAACUACCUCUAUUUCAGGCGUCCUUAAACUUUUUAAACAGGGGGCCAAUUCACUGUCCCUCAGACCGUUGGAGGGCUGGACUAUAGUUAAAUAUAUAUGUAUAUGAACAAAUCUCUAUGCACACUGCACAUAUCUUAUUUUGCAGUAAAAAAACAAAACAGGAACAAAUACAAUCACACCGCCUCAUGUGUCUCAUGGGCCGCAAUUUGAGGACCCCUGCGAGUGCCAGCCAUUCUCUCUCUGUCUUUCAAUUAUCCUGAUAUCUUUACACCUAAAAUUGAUCAGAGACUAUGAGGCCCGGAAAUCAACCUGGAUCACAGAUAAGCAUUGAGUACACCUGAGAAUGCCCGCAUUCCCACUUUUCUGUUUCUGUAAUUCUCAUGAAUGUACACAUGGGACUACCUGCAUCCCCACGUGUGCAAGAGACACUGCUGCCUUCUCUGACCUCUGGAACCUUUAAAGUGCUAGAAAACUAUGCCGUGCUUCAAAAUUGUGAUUGGUGAUCUUCCUUGAACCAAAGAUAUGUUGGUUUUUAAAAAGUGUCGAGGCUCUGUACCUGUAACUCAAUGGCUAGGGCACCAGCCACACCGGAUCUGGCAGGUUCAAACUCAGCCCAGGACUGCCAAAGAACAAUGACAACUACAAACAAAAAAAGAGCCGGGCAUUGUGGUAGGCUCCUGUGAUCCCAGCUACUUGGAAGACUGAGGCAAGAGAUUUGCUUAAACCCAAGAGUUUGGGGCUGAUGUGAGCUGUGACACUACGUUACUGCACUGAGUGUGACAAAGUGAGACUCUCAAAAAAAAGUGUUGAGCAGAAGUGUCUCUGUGCUGUGUUUGCUUUCUCUAGGUGAGUGCUGCUAUAGUCUAGAAGUAGUAACAGCAGCAAUAGGGGGAUUAUUAAAGAAGCUACUUCAUAGACUCACUGAAAACCUGUAUUUUUUUUUUUUUUUUUUUGGUAGAGCCAGAGUCUCACUUUAUCAUCCUCGGUAGAGUGCCGUGGCAUCACACAGCUCAAGCAACCUCCAACUUCUGGGCUUAGGCCAUUCUCUUGCCUCAGCCUCCCAAGUAGCUGGGACCACAGGCACCGAACAAUGCCAGGCUAUUUUUUGUUGCAGUUUGCCUGGGGCCGGGUUUGAAUGCACAAGCCUUGGUAAAUGGGGCCAGCGCCCUACCCACUGAGCCACAGGCGCUGCCUUUUUUUUUUUUUUUUAGAUACAGAGUCUCAUUCUGUUGGCCUCAGUACAGUGCUGUGCCAUCACAGCUCACAGCAACCUCCGGCUCUUGGGCUUAGGCGAUUCUCUUGCUUCAGCCUCCCAAGUAGCUGGAACUACAGGUGCCCGCCAGAAUGCUGGGAUAUUUUUUGUUGCAGUUUGGCUGGGGCCGGGUUUGAACCCACCACCCUCAGCAUAUGGGGCCGGCACCCUACUCACUGAGCCACAGCUCCCGCCCCCAAACCUGCAAAAUGUUAAGCAAACCCAAGGUUGACUGUUCAUUUGUGAAAAGGUAGAGUCACAAUGCAAGAGUUGGUGGAUGAGAAAGUAGUUUUUUCAAGAGCAACAUAAGGAGAUGGCUGACUUAUGUUGGAAAGACCUCCUGAUGUUCCUCAGCUGACCAGAAGGUGGUGAAAGGGGAAAGGAGUGUGGGAAACUACGUGUAGGAGCUUUCUUUUCUUUUCUUUCUUUCUUUUUGUUUUUUUUGAGACAGUCUCCCUCUUUUUUUUUUUUUUUAUCAGUUUUUGGCUGGGGCCGGGUUUGAACCCACCAACUCUGGCAUUUGGGGCCAGCACCCUACUCCACUGAGCCACAGGUGCCACCCGGAGCUUUCUAUGUGUGGAUCUCCAUGUUUCAUUCAAAAGGUUUCUAGCCAUCUGGCAGUCUUGCUGACAUGAUAUAGAUCAAAACAGAAAUGUGGGUUAACUGCUCACUAUUUUUCUUGAUGAGGAGUUCUGAAAUCUUGGUUCUAUAGUUAAUGGCUCAAAAUCAUUCCUGAAAUUCUUGUUUUUAAAUUCUGUUUUGGAGACAGAAUCUGACUUUGUCAUCCUCCGUAGGUUGCCAUAGCAUCAUAGCUAAUAGCAACCUCAAGCUCCUGGGCUCAAGCCAUCCUCUUGCCUCAACCUUUGAAUGAGCUGGGGACUCCAGGUGUGAGCCAUGGGGCCAGGCUUCUUCUUGAAAUUCUUAAACAAGGACUUAAACAAGUAUUGUUAAUAAAAUGUGAUUAUUUGCUUGAAGAUAGAGUAACUGCUGCUGUUGCAGAAUCACAUACUCAGAAUGGGCAUAAUGUGAAAAAACUUAUAUGCAUAUUAAAGCCUGAGAGGUGAUGCUUAGCUAAAUGUUUCUCAUCCCAGGCUUCCAGUUAAGAUUCCAUGGCCAGUUUGAAGAAGUAGCAUCUCUGUCAUUUUGUCUGCACACUCAUUCUAUUAGUCUGGGUUGUGUCAUCAGUGUGGUUUUAAUUAAGUGUCCCCAUGUGAUGCUAAGGUUAGGCCAGUAUCAAGCAUGAGGGUUUCCAUAUCUAUUUAAGACAGCUGAGUUUAUUUAUUUAUGUAUUUUUUCAGAAAGAGGUUACAGGUCACAUAUUCCCAUUUGCAUGGCAGAAAUUGCUGGCAAGGGAGGGCACUGGAGGCCAAGAAAUAAGAAAUGCACACUUUGGUCUUUAUGUGGAAUCUCCUUCUUCCUGACUUUCUCUGUGAUAAAGAACAAGGAAGGGUGAAUUUUUUUCUGUACUUAGUGGUCUCUCUGACUGUGGAUGUGGUAGCAGGUGAAGGGGUUGCGCUGAUGCCUUUGUUGCAGAAAGAUGAGGCCCAACAGAGAGAAAGAGCACCCACACGCCACGUUUAAAAGAGGAAGGGCUUUAUUCACCAGCCGGUAGCUUACGGCAUAGAAUUCCAAAUGGCUGCGCUCCCCGACUACCUUGGUCUUUCCCUUUUUAUUGACAGUCAAAAAGUUCAACCCCACAGGUACCCUUCUCAUUGGCCAGUUUGAAUCAAGCGGGAGAUGCUAUUCCAGCCCCUCCAGAACUACAAGAUUUCACGGAAUUUGGAAAUUUCAAAGUUCCAGGAAGUUAAGUUUACAAAUUCCCAAGAGCUUAGUCACCAUGGAGAGGACCCUGCAGGUGUAUCCUUGUGGUCUCCUUGAGAAGAUCUGUUCUUCCAGACCUCACCCUUCUCAGUUAUCUUCUCUCGCCUUUAAAGCCGAGAUAAAGCCGAUAAAGAUAUUGUCAAGAUCCAGGUGGAAUGUAUCCAGAUAAUCUCAUGUGAGAAGGAAAUCUAGGGAAGGAGGAGGAGGAAAUGAUUGCUUCUCAGGGAAUGUUGACAUUCAAGGACGUGUCUAUAGAGUUCUCUAUGGAUGAGUGGGCCUGCCUGGACCCUACUCAGCACACUUUGUAUCGGGACGUCAUGUUGGAGAACUACAGACACCUGGUCUUCCUAGAUGUAUCUAAUCAUUCUACCCAAGACCAUUUCCAAGAGCUGGGCACAAAUAUAUUAUACCCAGAGAUAACACUGAGAAGAUAUCAAAGCUGUGGCCUGGAGAAUUUAAACUUAACAAAAGACUGGGAAAGUGUUUAUGAAUGUACUCAGCAGAAAGUAUGUUACAGUGGAUGUGACCAAUGUUUAAAAGCUAGCCAUGGCAAAGUCUGCCAAUGUAGUAAAUAUACGAGAGUCUUUAGACAUUUGUCAAAUCUAAAUAGACAUAAGAUGAUAUAUACCACAGAGAAAACUUUUCAGUAUAAAAAGUAUGGGAAAGCCUAUAACCACUGCUCACACAUUACUAAAUGUAAGAUAAUGCAUACUGGAGAAAAACAGUACAAAUGUAAAGAAGGUGGCAAAGUCUUUAAAUUUUGCUCAAGCCUAUCUAACCAUAAGAAACUCCACCCUGGGGAGAAACUGUAUAAGUUUAAAAAUUAUGGGGAAUGUCUUAGGCACAGAUCAAAAUAUUAUAACCAUAAGAAUAUUAAUACUGGAAGAAAAGCCUACAACUAUAAAGAAUGUGAUGAACUUAGCAAUCAGUACUCACAUCUUUCUGGACAUGAAAGAAUUUAUUCUGGAGAGAAACCCUACAAAUGUCAAGAAUGUGGUAAAGCCUUUAACCGGCACUCAAACCUUUCUGUACAUCAAAGAAUUCAUUCUGGAGAAAAGUCCUACAAAUGUGAACAAUGUGGCAAAGCCUUUAAGCAGUACCCAAGUCUUUCUCAACAUAAAAGAAUUCAUUCUGGAGAGAAACCCUACAAAUGUCAAGAAUGUGGCAAAGCCUUUAAGUGGUACUCAAUCCUUUCUGUACAUCAAAGAAUUCAUUCUGGAGAGAAACCCUACAAAUGUCAAGAAUGUGGCAAAGCCUUUAACCGGUACUCAAACCUUUCUGUACAUCAAAGAAGUCACUCGGGAGAAAAACCUUACAAAUGUGAAGAAUGUGGCAAAGCCUUUAAGCAGUACCCAAAUCUUUCUAAACAUAAAAGAAUUCAUUCUCGAGAGAAAUCCUACAAAUGUCAAGAAUGUGGCAAAGCCUUUAACCGGCACUCAAUCCUUUCUGUACAUCAAAGAAUUCAUUCUGGAGAGAAACCCUACAAAUGUGAAGAAUGUGGCAAAGCCUUUAAGCAGUACCGAAGUCUUUCUACACAUAAAAGAAUUCAUUCAGGAGAGAAACCCUACAAAUGUCAAGAAUGUGGCAAAGCCUUUAAUGAUAUUUCAACCCUUACUAAACAUCAAAGAAUUCAUUCCAGGGGGAAACCCUACAAAUGUGAAGAAUGUGGCAAAGCCUUUAACUGGCACUCAAACCUUUCUGUACAUCAAAGAAUUCACUCGGGAGAAAAAUCCUACAAAUGUGAAGAAUGUGGCAAAGCCUUUAAGCAGUACUCAAGUCUUUGUAGACAUAAAGGAAUUCAUUCUGGAGAGAAACCCUACAAAUUUCAAGAAUGUGGCAAAGCCUUUAACCGGCACUCAAACCUUUCUGUACAUCAAAGAAGUCACUCGGGAGAAAAACCUUACAAAUGUGAAGAAUGUGGCAAAGCCUUUAACCGGCACUCAAACCUUUUUGUACAUCAAAGAAUUCACUCGGGAGAAAAAUCCUACAAAUGUGAAGAAUGUGGCAAAGCCUUUAAGCAGUACUCAAGUCUUUGUAGACAUAAAGGAAUUCAUUCUGGAGAGAAACCCUACAAAUGUCAAGAAUGUGGCAAAGCCUUUAGCCAGCACUCAAACCUUUCUGUACAUCAAAGAAGUCACUCCGGAGAAAAACCUUACAAAUGUGAAGAAUGUGGCAAAGCCUUUAAGCAGUACCGAAGUCUCUCUAGACAUAAAAGAAUUCAUUCUGGAGAGAAACCCUACAAAUGUCAAGAAUGUGGCAAAGCCUUUAAUUAUAAUUCAAACCUUACUAAACAUCAAAGAAUUCAUUCUGGAGAGAAACCCUACAAAUGUCAAGAAUGUGGCAAAGCCUUUAAUGAUAAUUCAACCCUUACUAGACAUCAAAGAAUUCAUUCUGGGGAGAAACCCUACAAAUGUCAAGAAUGUGGCAAAGCCUUUAAUGAUAAUUCAACCCUUACUAAACAUCAAAGAAUUCAUUCUGGGGAGAAACCCUACAAAUGUCAAGAAUGUGGCAAAGCCUUUAAGAGGUACUCAAUCCUUUCUGUACAUCAAACAAUUCAUUCUGGAGAGAAACCCUUCAAAUGUCAAGAAUGUGGCAAAGCCUUUCAGCGGUACCCAAGUCUUUCUAAACAUAAAAGAAUUCAUUCUGGAGAGAAACCCUACAAAUGUCAAGAAUGUGGCAAAGCCUUUAAGCAGUACCCAAGUCUUUCUAGACAUAAAAGAAUUCAUUCUGGAGAGAAACCCUGCAAAUGUGAAGAAUGUGGCAAAGCCUUUACUCGGCGUUCAUCCCUUUCUGUACAUAGAAGAAUUCAUUCUGGAGAGAAACCCUACAAAUGUGAAGAAUGUGGAAAAGCCUUUAUCUGUUACUCAAAACUUUCUGUACAUAGAAGAAUUCAUUCUGGAGAGAAACCCUACAAAUGUGAAGAAUGUGGAAAAGCCUUUAUCUGUUACUCAAAACUUUCUGUACAUAGAAGAAUUCAUUCUGGAGAGAAACCCUACAAAUGUGAAGAAUGUGGCAAAGCCUUUAAACAGCACUCAGAACUUUCUGCACAUCGAAGAAUUCAUUCGGGAGAAAAACCCUACAAAUGUGAAGAAUGUGGCAAAGCCUUUAAGCAGUACCCAGGUCUUUCUACACAUAAAAGAAUUCAUUCUGGAGAGAAACCCUACAAAUGUGAAGAAUGUGGCAAAGCCUUUAAACAGCACUCAGAACUUUCUCUACAUCGAAGAAUUCAUUCGGGAGAAAAACCCUACAAAUGUGAAGAAUGUGGCAAAGCCUUUAAGCAGUACCCAGGUCUUUCUACACAUAAAAGAAUUCAUUCUGGAGAGAAACCCUACAAAUGUGAAGAAUGUGGCAAAGCCUUUAACGGGCACUCAUACCUUUCUGUGCACCAAAGAAUUCAUUCUGGAGAGAAACCUUACAAAUGUGAAGAAUGUGGCAAAGCCUUUAAGCAGUACCCAAGUCUUUCUCGACAUAAAAGAAUUCAUUCUGGAGAGAAACCCUGCAAAUGUGAAGAAUGUGGCAAAGCCUUUAUCUGUUACUCAAAACUUUCUGUACAUAGAAGAAUUCAUUCUGGAGAGAAACCCUACAAAUGUGAAGAAUGUGGCAAAGCCUUUAACCAGCACUCACACCUUUCUGUGCACCAAAGAAUUCAUUCUGGAGAGAAACCUUACAAAUGUGAAGAAUGUGGCAAAGCCUUUAAGCAGUACCCAAGUCUUUCUACACAUAAAAGAAUUCAUUCUGGAGAGAAACCCUACAAAUGUGAAGAAUGUGGCAAAGCCUUUACUCUGCGUUCAUCCCUUUCUGUACAUAGAAGAAUUCAUUCUGGAGAGAAACCCUACAAAUGUGAAGAAUGUGGAAAAGCCUUUAUCUGUUACUCAACACUUUCUGUACAUAGAAGAAUUCAUUCUGGAGAGAAACCCUACAAAUGUGAAGAAUGUGGAAAAGCCUUUAACCAGCACUCACACCUUUCUGUGCACCAAAGAAUUCAUUCCGCAGAGAAACCCUACAAAUGUCAAGAAUGUGGCAAAGCCUUUAAUGAUAUUACAACCCUUACUAGACAUCAAAGAAUUCAUUCUGGGGAGAAACCCUACAAAUGUGAAGAAUGUGGCAAAGCCUUUAAUGAUAAUUCAACCCUUACUAAACAUCAAAGAAUUCAUUCUGGGGAGAAACCCUACAAAUGUGAAGAAUGUGGCAAAGCCUUUAAACAGCACUCACACCUUUCUGAACAUCAAAGAAUUCACUCGGGAGAAAAAUCCUACAAAUGUGAAGAAUGUGGCAAAGCCUUUAAGCAGUACCGAAGUCUUUCUCAACAUAAAAGAAUUCAUGCUGGAUAGAAACCCUACAAAUGUCAAGAAUGUGGCAAAGCCUUUAACCGGCACUCAAUCCUUUCUCAACAUCAAAGAAUUCAUUCUGGAGAGAAACCCUACAAAUGUGAAGAAUGUGGCAAAGCCUUUAAGCAGUACCCAAG